Capra hircus (goat) is the source of this 4821-nucleotide messenger RNA. It is a transcript of the gene LRATD2, whose product is annotated as family with sequence similarity 84 member B. NCBI's taxonomy places the organism in Eukaryota, Metazoa, Chordata, Mammalia, Artiodactyla, Bovidae. The record is from RefSeq and is a predicted model, not a curated record. Bases 549 to 1496 code for a protein of 315 amino acids. The transcript is spliced from 2 exons.
UCUCUUUAAAUGCUAGGGGCUGCGCUCCCGCCCUGGGAGCCCGGAGCCGGAUCUACAAUCCCGUCCCUCCCGCUCCGGCGCUUGUUGCUCGCCUGGCCCGAGCGGGAGCGGCCGCCGCCGGGCACCGAAGCUGCUUCCUUCUCCUUCUUCUAGAGAACCCCAUCUCCUCCCCCCACCCCGCGAGAUCCGGUUGAGGGGGUGAAGCAGCCCCAGCAGGAGGGAAGGGGUGCGGCGUGAAGAGGCGCCGCUCCCCGCCUUCAAGUCUCGAGGCGCUACGUAGCCGCGGGGGGCAAGACAUGCUCUGCUCCCUCCCGCCCAGCCUCGCAGUCGCCGGCGCCGGGAGAGGAGAGACCGCGGAGCCCACACCUGCAAACUCGCCCUAGAAGUCUCAGGGUGCGGCGGGGUAGGGGGCGGGGGGCUCCCAAUUCCCCACGGCCUCCACUUCUAGGCGGGUGGUCUCAACCCCUGUCCGGGGACCGGUGCCAAUGACCCUAGUGGUGGUUUCGCUUUCUCCUCUGCCGGCGGCGUGAACGUGUGCCCGCAGCGUGAUGGGCAACCAGGUGGAGAAACUGACCCACCUAAGUUACAAGGAAGUGCCCACCGCCGACCCGACGGGCGUGGAUCGGGACGAUGGGCCCCGCAUCGGGGUCUCCUACAUCUUCUCCAAUGACGACGAAGACAUGGAGCAGCAGCCGCCGCCCCAGGGAUCGGAUGGUGGGGGCGGGGGCGGGGGUUUGCCCGACGGCGGGGACGGGCCGUCGCUGCCCCCGCCGCAGCCCUAUGACCCGCGGCUGCACGAGGUGGAGUGCUCCGUGUUCUACCGCGAUGAGUGCAUCUACCAGAAAAGCUUCUCGCCGGGUUCCGCGGCGCUGAGCACCUACACGCCCGAGAACCUGCUCAACAAGUGCAGGCCUGGCGAUCUGGUGGAGUUCGUGUCGCAGGCGCAGUACCCACACUGGGCAGUCUACGUGGGCAACUUCCAGGUGGUGCAUUUGCACCGGCUAGAGGUGAGCAACAGCUUCUUGACGGACGCGAGCCAGGGCCGGCGCGGCCGCGUGGUGAACGAUUUAUACCGCUACAAACCGCUGAGCCCCAGUGCCGUGGUGCGCAACGCGCUAGCGCAUGUGGGCGCCAAGGAACGCGAGCUGAGCUGGCGCAACUCGGAGAGCUUCGCCGCCUGGUGCCGCUACGGCAAGCGCGAGUUCAAGAUCGGCGGCGAGCUGCGCAUCGGCAAGCAGCCCUACCGGCUGCAAAUCCAGCUCUCUGCGCAGCGCAGCCACACGCUUGAGUUCCAGAGCCUGGAGGACCUGAUCAUGGAGAAGCGGCGCAACGACCAGAUCGGGCGCACCGCGGUCCUGCAGGAGCUGGCCACGCACCUGCACCCCGUCGAGCCGGACGAGGGCGACAGCGACGCUGCGCGGACUACGCCGCCUCCCGGGCGCCCCCCUGCGCCCGGCCGGGAGGAGGAGGAGGACCGAGAAGCGGUGGUGCACUGACGCGGGAGCUGAGGAGCUGUUUGCAGCAGCCGCCGCCCUUGCCCGCUCCCUCCUCUUACUCCCUCCUCCACCACCUUCUGGGCCCCAUCUGGGCUCCUGGGCCAUUAGGAAAACGGAGAGUUGGCGCAAAGCGCAGCCAGCUGCGGCUUGAGUUUGUUAUCUUGGACGGAGGAGAAAGAGGGAGCAGGUAGGAGCACUUUGGCCUGGGGCGCUUCUCGGCCUCUUGCCCGCUGGCUUAGUCCGCCUUCUUUUCCCCAGAUGAGGCAAACUGUGGGCUUGCCAGACACUUGAAUCCCUGCUGGACUUGGGUCAAAAAUCAGCUCUUCUGAAUUUAGGGAUGGAGACAAGUUCGGAAUGCCAGUGCCUGCCGCUGCCUUCUGCCCCGCUUCCCCUCCUACCCUGGGCUUGGAGGAUGCCCUGUAGUAAGGCCAGAGCAGGUUUGUAGUGUGCUUCCAUCCCCCGAGGAGCCGCGUGAGGGAUCCGGGAAGCUGGGGUGAUUUAUUUUAUGGUUUUCUUAGGGUGCAAGGCUGGUGAAACGUGGACCAGGUCUGGGAUCAGUAGACUGAAACCGAACAACUCCCUGUGAAGUGUAACAAAUAGUUUAGUAAACUUGGGCUGCAAAACAAAGACUUGGCUACCUCAGCCCGCCCCAUCCCCCAGCGAUUUGUCUUUCGGAGCUGGCUUCUGGCUGGGUCUUCUGAGCGGCCCACCGGUUCCCAGAUUUCAAGUAAAUCGUUGUCACAGGCCAGCUAAGGGAAGGAUUCUAUUCUGGUUCUGUUUUGCCGCCUUUGUUUAUAGCCUGCUAUUGUAGGCACUUAAGAGCUGCUGUGUUAGUUACCAAAGGAAGGAAGAGCCCUUUGUGUCUCUGAUCUAAUUAAACCUGCUGGCUGUGUUCAUCCUCAGGUCAAUUUCCUGUCAAUCCCCCCUGCUAACCCCCUUCUGGUAUAGUGAAGGUAACUUGUUUUCUUAAUUUAAGGCUUUGGUGGUGGUCCUGUGCAUUUUUUUUACCCUUUGCUAUCUCACCCCCUUCACUCACUCCUGUUUUGCCUGAGGUCAAAUUUUUGUCUUGAGGCAUAUUUCAAUGAUAAGGUAUUGCUAGCCACACUUGAUACGAUAUGUAAGUGAAAGUGGCUCAGUCACUUUGUGACCCCGUGGACUAUACAGUUAUUUUGUGACCCAGUUUUUACUGUUAGCAUAGGAUCAUAUUUGAAUGAUCCAUAUUUAAGUGAUAGAGCCAUGGCCAUCCUCAGGCAUCCUGCCUGGAGAUCUUUAAAUCAAGGCAGCAAAACUUGAAGGAUUUCUUUGUAUUCUUACAUUUUUUUUCAAACUUAGGAAGUCGAGGCCAUAAGUUUUAAAAGCCUAGACCUUCAUAGCACCGCAACAUGAAUUCUUUUAAUUACAAGGGCGUAGGCUAUGUUCCCUGUUUUCACAGGAAUCCCCAGACAUAUCCUAUCACUUUGACUGUUAAAGAUGAACCACACUCAGCUCUGGUCCAGGACUUUGGAGAAACAUCGAUCUCCUGUUGAAAAUGUUAAUCCAGUUUCCUUCUUGAAUAAUCUCACAGCUUUGUGUUUGUUUUCUUUUGCUUGUAGAAAAGCGGAGCAAGGUAAAGCGGGUAAAGACAUUUAGGAGAGCCUAUUAGAUUUGAGUUGUCUUUUGUGUUGAACAGAGUCAAGGGCAAGUUGAAUGUAAUGACCGUUGUGUAGGCAGCAGGAGGGAAGAACGGAACAGCACUGUCUCGCAGCUCUGGGCCAGCUCUCUCUUCCACUCUCGGAUCUCUGUCUCCCUCUUUCAACCUUCAGUGGGAAGUGAAUGUCAUCAGGCACAGGGAUAGCAAUGACUCUUUGUUGCAGCUUUGUGCGAAAUCUCAACAUGAAGGAAGAACUCCUAUAUAAUCCACAUCCAUAGUAGCAAUUCUGCCUCUCAGGAAGAGGUUUUUGAUAAAAGGACUUGAAAAUGAGCUAGAAGAGUUAAGAGAUCUUCGGAUGCGGCUUUUUCAUAUGUUUUUACAGAGCAACAGAGAUGUGAAGUACGUACAUAAUGCUUUUGGAACAGUGAUUCUGUUGGAAGUUUUAUUAGGGUCGUCACAGUUAAAGUAAAGCAUCAACCAGCCAGUGGAAGUUGCAAAGAAAGGGGAUCGAAUCAACUGUUGGCAUCUUUCUUGAAGAUGUGGAUAAGAGUUUUGAAUGUCCAGACAAUGGCUACAUCUGGCACUUUAAAAUAUAUAUAUAUAUUUAAUUUUUGUUUCUCCUCAUGACCAAGACUCUAGAACUGUUUUGUACUGUGAAUUACAGAUGCUCUUUGAAGGCAGGGAAUAUUGAUUCUAAUGUUCUUCAGAAGCUCUGGCAGGGAUAAGCAAGACACUCAACUGGAACGGAUGCUAAAUGUAAUCAGACAAAUUCUAUUUUCUUACUUAAGCAAAUAUUUUAUUGAGACUGCUUAUGUAUAGCAAAGGAGCCCACAACUUCAGCUACACAACUUUUUAUAUUAAAAGAACUCAUACUUUUUGUAGCUUUUAUUCCACAUUUAAUUUAAAUGACUUUAUAGCACUAACACACCUAGCAGAAGACUUUACUCCAGACCUUUAAGGAAAUUUUUAGUUUUUAUGAAAAAGUGAUACUUCAGUGGUUACAUUUCUCAUGUCUUUGGUGCUUAUGUCCCUAAUAGCACCAGUCAACAACACCGCAACCACAUGGAAACAUAUUUUUGGAAGCAAAACUUUAAUUUUCUACAACGUAUAAUAUGGAUAAUGAAAAAAAUUUAAGGACUACUUGUUUCCUAUAUUUUUUUUCCCCUUAGAAUGGAAUCCACUGUGUUGAAGACUUGAUAUGUGAUUGUCUAACCUUUUUUUUUUAGUUAGAAUAAAAUCUGUUGUGUCAUGAUCAUUGAAAGAGUUUGUUUGGGAAGUUAUGUUUUAUUUGUGAGGUUUUUUAAAUCAAGGUAUCUAAACAACUGGUUUAUUCAACUUUUCAUUAUAUUGUCUUGUUCUUACUGAUAAUACCUGUAACCUAUGGAGAAUUAUAUCAGUUAACUUGAUAAAUUCCACAUGCAUUUUAUUUCCUAGUGAAUUGUGUAAACUUUAUUUUUGUUGACAGUUAUAUAUUAAAUCAAUGUUAUGUUCUCAUACCACUUCUUGAGAAGGAGGUUCCAAUUUGAGACUAUCAUUUCCUUCAAAAUGAAGGGUAAGUGCUUAGUUAAAUAAAAGAUUGAUGACAUCUUUUAAACCAUUUCUUCCUCACUAUGUCUCAUUACAAUAAAAUUUGUCAAAUCCUUUUGGAAAAUGCUCUGAGGGUUUCCAAUAAACCAUCUAUUAGUAUUAACUACA